AUGUCUAUCAUCGACCACUCCCAGAGUGAGGCGACCGUCAUUGAAGAGUUUGAACGAGGUGUUCACUCACCACUAGCGGCAUCUUCGUCAGACGCGAGAGGUCCCAGCAUGGAAACGACUCCGAUCCGUCCUGGGGUCUAUCUACUUCUCCAGUCAGGGGGACAGAUAGCUAUGGACCUGGUAAAUGAAAACCCUGUCGAAGGUCAUUUAAAACACGAAUAUUCCAAUCAGAAGUGGGAAAUUUCUCCAUUUGAAGCGGGAUACUCUAUCAGGUCUCUGUACGGAAUUCUGGGAAAGUAUCUCACAUGCGAGACGGACAGCUCGGUGAUUACGAAAACUCACCCCGUCAGCUGGGCAAUACAAGAUAUCCCAGGAAACCGAGAACCUACCAUUCGGAUCGUGUGGCCAAACAGCCCCCUGGCAAUUACACUGAGCAGCUUCGACCCAGGUACAAAGGUGAGGAUGUUCGAUGGCCUUGCUGUCUACGUCAACGUUACUAAGGUGAAGCUGGCGCCGAUUGGAGAGCCAGGACAGGAAUGGACGGUUCGCCGCGUGGGUGAGCCCACGACAAAUCCUGCUCCGGGUGCCCCGGUGAUCUCUCAGGCGACAUAUACGGUGUCCAGUUCUGAACCCGCUAUACGAGUUGAGGGAGCGGGGAACCAUCCUACGAUAGUUAUCAAUGACGGAGCUUCUAUCCCGGAAAACGGGGAGCUAGUGUUCACGUCGACUACCACUACCACUACAGUGACGAAGGUUGAGAGGAAUCUGAGACAACGUUGA
Molecule: messenger RNA, 780 nt
Organism: Coniophora puteana RWD-64-598 SS2
Lineage: Eukaryota; Fungi; Basidiomycota; Agaricomycetes; Boletales; Coniophoraceae
Product: carbohydrate-binding module family 13 protein
Exons: 5
Coding region: 1-780 (259 amino acids)
Source: RefSeq, a predicted model, not a curated record